AGCCUCGGGGGCGCGCACGUAGGAAGUCCCGUCGAUUCACGUCACGUCGAGUCACGUCACGGGUCCGCAUCGACCGACACAAGAGAUGCUGAGGUGACAACCCCGGAGCAAGAGAAACCGAUUUCAAAGGCUUUCCGCACUCAUUUUCCGUCUCCACGCCACGAUGGGAUCCAGUUCCGCGUCGUUCCGAGCCUCCUCCGUGGAUGUAGCGGCCCUUCACUAACCACACCCGGGCUGCUCGUUUUCGGAUCAAGGCGAGGGCCGUUUUACAGGUUCCAGAUGCUCGGCCCCGUCUGAGACUCACUUAAGAGCGGCGGGGUGGGGGGUGCCAGGGGCAACGUAACGGUCCGGGUCUUCAGGCGGCAUGAGCGGGGGAGCGGAGCAAGCCGACAUUCUCAGCGUGCUCUCCCUGGUGAAGGAGCGAUGGAAAGUGGUGAAGAAGAUCGGGGGCGGUGGUUUUGGGGAGAUCUACGAGGCGCUGGACCUGCUGACCCGGGUCAGCGUGGCGCUCAAGGUGGAGUCAGCUCAGCAGCCCAAGCAGGUCCUCAAGAUGGAGGUGGCCGUGCUGAAGAAGCUGCAGGGGAAGGAUCACGUGUGUCGCUUUGUAGGAUGCGGCCGCAACGACCGCUUCAACUACGUGGUGAUGGAGCUUCAGGGUCGUAAUCUGGCUGACCUGAGGAGGAGCAUGAGCCGGGGGACGUUCAGCAUCAGCACCACGCUGCGUCUGGGUCGGCAAAUCCUAGAGGCCAUCGAGAGCAUCCACUCAGUGGGAUUCCUGCAUCGUGAUAUCAAACCAUCCAACUUCGCCAUGGGUCGCUUCCCCAGCACCUGCCGCACAUGCUACAUGCUGGACUUUGGCUUAGCCCGCCAGUUCACCAACUCGUGCCAAGAGGUCCGACCGCCCCGCCCAGUGGCAGGAUUCCGGGGAACCGUGCGCUACGCAUCCGUCAACGCACACAAAAAUAAGGAGAUGGGUCGCCAUGAUGACCUGUGGUCCCUCUUUUACAUGCUGGUGGAGUUCCUUGUCGGCCAGUUGCCGUGGAGGAAGAUCAAGGACAAAGAGCACGUGGGCAAAUUAAAGGACACGUACGAUCACCAUCUGAUGCUUAAACACUUGCCGGCGGAAUUCGGUGUCUUCUUGGAACACAUCUCCAGCCUGGACUACUUCACCAAGCCUGACUACCAGCUGUUGAUGUCAGUGUUCGACAACAGCAUGAAGACGUACAACGUGGUGGAAAACGACCCGUACGACUGGGAGAGGGCGGCCACGGACGGCAGCCUGGUGAUCAGCUCCAGCGCCACCACGCCGCAGCAUCAUACGCGCCUCACGCCCGCUCACAUGGGCAUGGCCAACGCCUCGGUGAUUCCAGGCGACUUGCUGCGCGAGAACACCGAGGAGGUCCUGCAGGACGAGCAACUCAGCGACGCCGACAACAACAUGGCGGCACCUGAACGUGUGGCAGGUUCUCCGGGUCACCCACCGCGAGCGCAGGAAGCUGAUGUGUGGGAGGAGCUUGACCGUAACCGUAACCGGAUACGCACGGCCUUAUGGAAGGCUGCCGCUGAAGAGGAGCAAGGCAACCCCCAGGGCAACCAAAGCCCAUUCGGAGCACUCAGCCUGGGGUCGCCCGUCAAGAUGAUGUCGGAGGAGCGCGAGGGGCCUCUGGUCAGGAAGCUGCGCAACAUCCACAGCUUUGAGCUGGAAAGGAGACUUGGACUCGAGUCCAAACCCAAUCCAGAACGCUUCCUCGAGGCCUGUCCCACAAAGCAGACGCCCAGUACUGCCCAGCAGCAACAAGAACAACAAGUGGACGAGGAGGGAGCCGAGGGGGCUCCAAUCAUCCCAGUCAAUCAGGCUCUAACGCCUCCUAAUGGAGAGCGUCGCGAGCGGAUUUGGCACUAUGACGAAGAGUUCGUUUCUGGCGGUGGUGUCGGGGGGUCUCCCAAAGCGCCGUCCCCUGCUUCUCCGGAGCACGGCGACGGGGCGGCCAGCAGCGGGGGCUUCGUGGCCCUCAACCUCAGCUCGGGCCGGCAGGACGUAGACUCGCGGGACUGGGUCCUAGUGGAGCGGCCCGAAACCAAGGCCAGUUCAAGCCCAUCGGAAGAGGAGGAAGAAGAGCAGGAGGCGGAGGUCCUGCAGGAACCCGGGUGGGACCGGGGCCUGCCAAGCACCGGCUCCGGAAAAGCAAAGCCGGACAGUUUGACUUCGUCCAAGGGAAGCGCCAAAGCUGACAAGUUGGAACUCAGCGUGGGGCCCGCCGAGGCCUUGCCCCCUGUGACCCCCACCAGCCCUGCCGAAGUGCUGACCGAGGGGGUCCUCACCCAGCACCCCACCUCUCUUCCGUCCCUGCCCGAGGAAGCGGCCGCCCGGACCUUCGUCCCCGUCCCUCUGCGCUCCCCCAGCCCUCACACCCUCCUCAGCACCCUGUCGGACCCUCUCCACCAGCGCCACCCGCUGGUCAUGAGGCGCAGCCAGUCGGCCGACCAACACCGGGACCGCCCGCCGUCUUCCUCUUUCGUUCCGCUUCCACUCAGACCCUCACCCAGUCGCAGGAAACUGCCCGCCAUCCCGGCCGGCGCCGCCAACGCCAACUUCCCCUCUGUCAUACGUAUAACCAGGGCCCAGCUGCAGCAGUUGACGGCUCAGCGUCCGUCCGGGCUGUCCUCUGCGUCGGGAUCCGACAGCGCCCAUACACCGGAGAGAUGCAGCGAAGCCAAAGCAGAGCCUAUGAGUGAAUCUCCGGGGACGCCUACAGACCCGCCUCUGGUCAACGGGGACGCCCCGAGUCCGGUGCCGAGCCGCCGAAGCAACUCCCCCCGCUCGCCUCUUAGCCCCUCCUUCCCCAGGGGACACCACUUACAGACCCCUCCUGGCUCUGAGAAAGACAACCUAGCACCGGAAAAUGUGGGCAGCCAAGUUUCCAACUCCGCACCUCGCCACCGGCAGAGUCGUAUUCCCGUGCUGGAACCACCGCCCCCGGGUUCGGCCAAAGAAAAGCUCCUGCAGAAGAAAGCCAACAACCCGGUCCCGCUGCCAUCACCCUCCGCCUCGCCGUCCCUCUCCGACCGCCGCGCUCCGGCCGCCGUGGCUUCCCUCGCCAGGGACCCGCUGUCGUCUGCCUCGGAUCGCUCCCAGGAGGAGGACUCUCUCAUGGGCUCGCGCUCGGACCGGCACGGGGAUGCCUCCCUGUCUUCGUCCUCCAGCCCCCUAUCCCGUCGGAGCAGGAUCCCUCGGCCUGUCCACUUGGCCUCGUCCGCCGAGCAGCUGGGCGCCCAGUUCCUGCCCCGCCCGCCUCCUGGCAAGCCGCCGUGCCGCAACACUGUGGAGGGCAGGAUCCGGCGCUACCGCAUCCGAGCGGGCAGCACCAGCGACUCCGACCUCCUGAGCUGCCUGGCUCAGCUGAUGCACGGCGCCCGCGGCUCCUCGGCAGCCCACCACCGCCCGUUGGCCCCAUACGCCGGCUCUCGGGCGACGGGCGUCAGCAGCCUGACCAGCUCGCCGCACCACGUCCGCAGCUCCAGCGCCUCGCCCCGCAGCUCGUCCUCGCUGCAGCGCUCCGUCAGCUCCUCGCCCUCACGCCACGAGCCCCGCGGCAGCUUGGCAGGAGGCUGCCUGGGCCGCAGCCGCUCGCCGCCCAGCUUCUCCGGGUCGCCCCCGCCGCGCCGCCUCUACCACCACCAUCACCACCAGGAGACAUGCUGCAGCCGGCAGGCCCGCACCGCCGCCUUCCACCUGUCCAGGGGGAAAGGCUGCAGUCGGGAAGGCAAGUGUUCCAGCAAGCUGGCCAGAUAGUUGCCCCGAAGGUGGACGAAGAACAGUUUUCGGUAUUCCUCCUUUUUCCGAACCUCAUCGCGCCCCCCUCUUCCGUUAACGUUUUCUAAUAUUCAUGUUAUAUUGUUGGAUAACAAAAUAGUGCAGCUGCAAUUUUAUUUCCUGUCCCAGUUGGUACUGUAGCACAGUGUUUCCCAACCUUUAUUGAGCCAACACACGUUUCACAUUAAAAGAAAAAGCACACCGCCAAAAAAAAUACUACAUAACUAACAGGAGUGAUUAUAAUUUCAAUCUCAUUUUACUACUAUCCUUAAAAAACGAUUGGGGAUUUUAAUAAUCGAUUUUCAUUUUCAUAUCGAUUAAGUGGAACUGGAUAAUUUCCCUCGGCACAUUAGCGGUUGGGAAUCACUGCAGCGUAACAUACCAUGUAAGUCGCUUCCCCAUUUUUUUUUCAUCUCGUAUUCACAAUGCAGCCAGUAUAUCGUCCCUUUUUCAGCACUAACUCGUAUUAAUGCACUCGGUUUGCAUCCUAAGACUGUUUGGGCUUUUCGCUCAAGCCGUGCCGCAGUGUACAGUUGUGUUCAUGGAGAUUUUUCCUUUCAUGCUUGGCAUCGCUUAAGCAAGCCCGCCCCUCUCCUGUUUUUGCGCGUGUGCUUCAAUUGAAAGACAACGCUACGAAGAUACAAUCAGUCAUGUUGAGUGCGUGGAAACGCGCAAACCUUCCUGUGCCUACUGUAGUCCUGUCGACGCAGCCUCUUCAAGCCAGGAUUUAUCCACCUUUUUUGUGUGUGUGCCAAUAUUCCAAGUAUUAACAGAAUUUGAAAGCUGGCAUUUUUGCAUGACGCUGUAUUCAGACGUGCGUCUCAGCUGACCUUUUAACCCUGCCGGUGUGUCGAGCCGCCAAUAUUCCGUCUUUAGAGGGAGUACAGGAAACCUUCGUAGCACCACGCAAACGCUGGAACUAUUUGCGUCGCUCUUUUGGACAAGCCAAGUAUGUGUUUAAUGCUCCAAUUUUGUUUUUUUUUGCGACAGAGUUUUGUACAAACUGCAAAAGGCUUGACUACAAUUUUACAGCUUCAGCGGUGGUCUCAGAAGCCCCUUUGACACCAACGCAGCGUCUUCCGCUUUCAGUAGUAGUAACAUUUUCCACACCAUACCGACCGUACCAUAAGUACUCGAGUGAGGAUAAAAAUGGAAUGACUUGUUUGUGCACGUGAGCAAAAGGUAACCACUGUUUAAUUCCAGCUCUAAAGCUUCUUCUCCGCUUGUACGAUAAACGGCUUCCUGUCCCUCGGCACACUAAUGCAUUCCUGCAUGCUGAAUCCACUUCUAAGACAAAAUAAGCUGCAUCUUUUUACCUCACUGUGACUAAUAAGUUGAAAAGCUUAUCACGCAAACUUCAUUAUGAUGAGCAGUUCAUUUGGUGGCAACUUGAGCACACCUUGAAAUGAUGGCAAAUUUACAUAUUAGUCCGGUGAUACUAUGAGUACUAAAAUAAAUUAAUUUAUAUUUCCGCUGCACUGUACCAGGUCGGAAAACCGCCAUGAUAAUGAGUAAAAUUAUCAUUAUGAAAAAUCCAAUAACCAAUCAUGAUUAAAAAUAACGUAUUUGGUCCAAUAAUGAUCACAAAAAUAAAGGCUAAGCUCCAUGCUAAGCUAAUGUUAGCGUAUGUGCAAAUGUGUGUUUGUUUCAAAUUGUACAUCCGACAAAUCUGAUCAACCAUUCCGUUUGGAACCCCGACUAACCGAGUUUUACAAAUAGAAUCUUGUUUUAACGUGUGGGAAAACACCAAAACAUAGUAGAACCAAGUAGGUACCGUGCAACGGAAAAGGGGCAAUUUUUCUGCACUGACUUUGAAUGAUUGUGAUUUUUUUUUGAGCGCACCCAAUAAUGUUUUCAACCUCUUGACUUUAUUCAAAUAGGCUGCGCAAACGGAUUUCGUUGCCAAAUAUUUUGAUACAUGUGCAACAAACGUGUGUAGAGCUCCUUGUAGGCGAUCCAAUGUUCGCUGCUUUUUCGCCCAACGGUGUUCUAUCGACGAAUUGGCGAUUGGUCCCGCCGCCUUAAUGCCUCUUCUCUGGCCAUUUUGAAACGCAAAAAGAUCCCUUUUCGCAUUGUGAAAUGAGCCCAAACAUAUUUUAAGCAGGCUUCAGGGGAAGUGAGGUUGAAACAACAAUAAAACAACUACUUCGAAAAGAUAAUCACGGGUUUUUUGUUUUUGUUAUAACCGUUCAAAAGUGGCGUGCAGUUGUAGCGUUAGCGCAUUUUUGUUGUUCUUAGAAAGGGGUUGUUGUACUUUUACGAUAAAACUUGACGUUUUAUUUAUUUACGGUAAGGUUACAACGGUAACUUGCUGAUUAUGGCCGUCUGUUAUUUAAACUGAUAUUUAUUUUUAUUUAUAAUUUUAUUAAUGAUUGAUUUUUGUAUGUGUUCGUUUUUAAUCCAUAAAAGGUCUCCAUGGGAAAGAAUGUAUCCAGUUUUUUUUUUUUUGCAUUGUAUAUAGUUGUAAUAUUUAUGUUGAUGAUAUCAUUUGUAUCAUAUCAAUGCCUUGUACAGUGAUUUUUUUUCUUUUUAUUCUGUUAGUUCUUUUAAAAUUAUUUUGUAUUUUAUUUUUAUAAACUGGUUAUAAAUAAAAUACUCAUUCCGCAUGCAUAUUCAGACA
Molecule: messenger RNA, 6434 nt
Organism: Syngnathus typhle (broad-nosed pipefish)
Lineage: Eukaryota; Metazoa; Chordata; Actinopteri; Syngnathiformes; Syngnathidae
Gene: ttbk2a
Product: tau tubulin kinase 2a
Exons: 16
Coding region: 365-3793 (1142 amino acids)
Biological process (GO): cilium assembly; signal transduction; peptidyl-serine phosphorylation
Cellular component (GO): ciliary basal body; ciliary transition zone; cytoplasm
Molecular function (GO): protein serine/threonine kinase activity; ATP binding
Source: RefSeq, a predicted model, not a curated record